CCUUUACCGCCUUUUUCCUCGCCACGAUAUCAUCCCUGUUAUCCUCCUCGUCCCUCGUCCCCUUCACCAUGGGGGAUUCGGGCAGUGCAGCGAAUGGCAGCAAUGGCGCUGUGAUCCCGCCACCACCGCCAGCUCUGCGCUCCCUCGUCGACUUGUCAGAGGCAAUUGCCUCGCAGCCGGAGCGAUUUGCUACUGGGUCGGUGGAUGCGGGCAUACUUGAGCAGAGCGAGACGGCCUUAAAGGAUGUGUUUGCGCAUUCCCUGGAGAGUGAAGCCCUCUCACUCCCCUACAUCGGCCACCUGCUGCGCGAGACCGUAGGCGUCGAGUCUACCACGACGACUCGCUCUGGAGCUGGCAAGAAGCGCAAAAGACAAGCCCAGCGUCACUCUCCUUAUCACGACCUCUUUCCCCCGACACCACUCGAAGGAUUGGUGCUCAGCGACGUAGGAGAGGAAGCCGUCUGGCAGCAGCUCGAGUACCGCAAUCAGGCGAUCGAGAACGUGCUGGGCAAGAUUCUCGUCACGACGGGUGCUGUACCCGGGGAGGAUGAAGAAGAGGAGGAGGAGGAGGCGGAGCAAGACGUCGAGCCCUCGGACGAGGUCGACAAGAAGAAGCGUAAAAAGCAGCAGCGCGGCGCCGAUUCGGAUGCUCAGCGCGAGGAGAUCAUUCGCGACCUCACAUCACUCUCAGACGCAGACUUGCGAGCCAUAGGUCUUGACCCGGCGCUUCGCUCUCAAGCGCUCGCAGCCGCUCAAGCCGGCGCCAUCUCCAAUGGCGAAGAUGACGACGACGACGACUUUGCGCCCGACUCAGACGAAGAAGAAGAAGAGGGCAUGUACCCAGAGGGCUACCCUGGUGCAUCGGACAUUUCGUCUGACGAGGAGGACGGGCCUGGCUCGAGCAAGCGCGUAUACCACGAGCCGCUGAGGACGGAGAAGCAGCAGCGUAGGAAGAAGGAGGAGGAUGAGCGGCGAGAGAUGCAGAGGGUGCGCGCUAUGGGUGGGAUGCGCGGCAUAGACGGCGACGAAGAUGAUGAUGACGAGUAUGACGACGACGACGAGGACGAGGAUGAGUUGAUGGACAGCGAGGAGGACGAGGAGGACGACGACGACGACAAAAUCGACCCGUCAGUCCCGCCCGCCGCGCCCGCCACCAAGCGCUCCAUCCUCGACUCGCUGGACGACGACGCAGCAGCCGGCUCAUCCUCCUCAUCAUCCAAGAGCAAACGCCGCCAUCCAACGCUCGACGACGACUUCUUCUCCAUCGACGAGUUCAACCGCCAGACCGAAGAGCAAGAGCGUCGCGAGAUCUUCAAAGAGGCGAAUGGCGAUGGCGAGGACGACGACGAGGACGUCGACAUGUUCCAAGCCUUCAGCGAUGAAGAGGGCGAUGACGAGGAUGGGGAUGCUGGCAUGGGUGGCCUCGGGUCUGCAGCUGGCCUGCGCUACGCCGACUUCUUCCUGCCUCCACCGGGCGGGGGGGCUGGGCAACGAGGGUCGGCACAGAAGCGUGCAAAGGGCAAGGGGAAGGGAUCGCGCGUGGGACAGGGUGCAAAGCUGGCCAAACAAGAGCGUGAUGCGCGCGCGGAGGAAUCCGAGGAGCACGACGAUUCGCGCGAGCAGCAGGACGACUUCCCGGCUGACUUCGCUGCCGAUGACGCCGACGACAGCGACGCGUCCAGCAGCAGCAGCGAGGAGGAUGACGCGCCAGCGCGCCCGACCACUCGCGUCCGCUUUGCCCCUCAAGUUGCCAUCCGCAACAUCAAGGCUCGACCGAACAAGGGGCUUGAGGAUGGCGAGAUUACGCCAGAGCUCCUGCGCGCCUUGGCCGAGCAGCAGGGUGGCGGCAGCGACGACGACAUGAGCGACGAUGAAGCGGAGUCGGACGACGAGAGCGAUAUCAGCGAGAGCGACGAGGGUAGCGACGGGUCGAGCAGCGCCUCAGAGCAAGACGAGAUGGAGGUGGAAAGCGAGGCAGGCGGGAGCGUCUUUGACGAGGACAAGGAGCAGGAGACUGCGCGACGAUUCGCUGGCGACCUCUUCGCAGGCGACGACAGCGACGAGGAGGGCGACGAAGCGUCAGGCUCGAACACGAAGCUCUCCGCGCAUGAGCGACGCCUCGCCACCCUUCAAGCAGAGAUUGCCCGCCUCGAGUCGGAGAAUGUAGCCGCAAAGGACUGGACGCUGGCGGGCGAGGCGUCGUCACGCGCUCGUCCCAAGGACUCUCUGCUCGAGCAAGACUUGGAGUUCGAACAGACGUCACGCCCCACGCCGACUAUCACAAUCGACAAGACGGAAGCUCUCGAAGAGUUGAUCAAGCGACGCAUCCUCGAGAAUCGCUUCGACGACGUCGUUGCUCGGCGCGUAUUCGCUCAGCCCGAGUACAAACCUGAGCAGGAGCUGAGCGACCGCAAGAGUGGGAAAUCGCUGGCCGAAGAGUACGAGGACGACCUACGUCGCAAGGCUGAGGGAGGGGAGGCGCCACGCAGCGAGUCGGAGCGCAAGCUUGAGUCGGAGCGAGCUCAGGUGGCGACGCUCAUGGACGAGCUCUUCGACAAGCUAGAUGCGCUCUCCAACGCACACUUUACUCCUCGCGCGCCCAAGGCAGCGAUCACGACGCUCUCGAGCUCGGCCCCCGCGAUCGCGAUGGAAGGCAGUGCGACGGCAUUGCCCACUACGGCUCACUUGGCUCCUCAGCUGGCCGCUCACGAGACGCUCGAGCGCGACGAGAGAGAUGCGGUUCUACGGGGCGAAAAGAGCGAGCUCACCCACGAGGAGAAGCAGGCAGCUUAUCGACGCAAGAAGCGUGAGGCCAAGGCGGGCAAGGCGGGCGAGGCUGAGCGCGGUGAAGCGAAGAGGAUGAAUGAUGAGGCUGGAAAGAAGGUCGCGCCUGCUUCGAGUGGCAGCGGUAGCAGCAAGAAGAGUGCGGAUCAACGCGAGAAGGACGAGGCGAUGAAGAAGUUGUUGGGCAUGCGGGGCGUAACGGUGGUGGGCAAGGGCGAGAAGAAGGCGGCUCGGGGGGGCAAAGCCAAAGAGACUGGCGGAGAGAAGAGGGCGGAGAGCUUCAAGCUGUGAUUGAGACGUGUGAAUUCACUCUAAUCCUGUCGUGC
This is a messenger RNA of Jaminaea rosea, 3109 nucleotides long. RefSeq lists its product as hypothetical. Gene Ontology annotation, biological process: rRNA processing. The transcript has 2 exons. The record is from RefSeq and is a predicted model, not a curated record. Lineage: Eukaryota; Fungi; Basidiomycota; Exobasidiomycetes; Microstromatales. The coding region runs from base 69 to 3074 and encodes 1001 amino acids. Gene Ontology annotation, cellular component: small-subunit processome; nucleus; Mpp10 complex.